GGUCGUCACUCUUCAACAUGGGCCUGCCAAUCAAGCGCGACUACGCCGCAAUUUCUUUGUGUGACUUGUUAGCUUGAUGGAAACAGGGAGUUCCCAAACAGCCCCAAGAACCUCAGUCGUUGAUAUCCUGUACUCACCGUUAUCUACUUAUCCAAACUACGUCGAUGUCGUAUGAUCCUCUAUCGCUCUGGCUUGCGUUGAAAUGUCACGAUCGGUUCGUUAACGUGAUCACCGAGCGCGAUCUCGGUGACAAACGCUAGAUUUCUAGCUUCUGCUGCUGGGUGAUAAACUGCGUGGGCUUUCCCGAAUUAGUGCCUCCGUGACAACUUCCUUUUUGUUGGACUAUUCGCAUCCAUUGCAGACCAACUUGGCCAUGCUCGACAUCCCGGUUGCAACGCCCAAAUCUAAACUUAGAUAAAUGCAUCGUAAAUGUCUGAUGCACAAUUGCAGACUCGAUGAAGGUCGUCAACGAGCACACGAGGCCAUCUCGCCCAGCUCCACCACGAGAUGGAGGCAAGAUUAUCAAAGGAUUCGUACAACAGUCAGAGCAGCGUCGAGUUGCCUGUCGCUUUGCUCGAUCAGGACGGGCAUUUACCCCACGACCCCCAGUGCACCAACACACGAAUACUCCACAUCGGCCGCACAAAGAUGACCGACUGGAAACUCGGUCGGGGACUCCUGUGUCUGGUUCGGGCAACCAAGAGGAAGAAAGCACGGCAGCGAUAGUUGGAGGGUUGUUCACCUCUAAGCACGUACAGCGUAAUCGGCAGAUUUCGCUGACCCCAGCGAUGCUCCCUGCUGCAACGGCCGCGGCAGCAAGUGGGCUGGGGGCGAACAAUAAGCCAAUAUUUACAUUCACAAGACGCAAGCUACAGAUGGAGAGUAUAUCAUCUCAAAAUGCACCUGCAAUACCAGGAGCCGCAAUGCUGCUGAGUCCGUCAGCGACUUCACAGAGCAUAGGCCACCGCUCAAGAGUCAGCAAUUUGGCCGCGAAGCUGGACACUAUUUUACGCAGCUCUCCUUGGAUGCGACGGAAGGUCGUGGUACAGCCUCAGAUGAACAGCCCAAGUCAGCGCGGGUUCUCUAAUGUAUCGUCGCAUCGGCUGCUAUCGAGCCAUCCAGCUGCAACACCUCAAGUUCACGAGGCAAUCGAUGCUUCAUCGGGCAAGGUAAAUGAAAAACACUACAAAAAUCGUCGAAAAAAAGGCUACAACCACAGUAGUGAAGACCAAAAAGAGAUGGAAAAGCGAGUCAUGGCCACAUUUCGACGGUUUGUUCGACUUUGGCGUGAGCGGAAGCGUCGGUCGGAGCAGGCCGCGCUUAACAUUGUAACUGGCAACGGCGGUGCUAAGCAAAACAAUGCGUUAAGUCCCACAAAAAGUAGCAGCAAUAUGUCUGGACGACAUGGUGUUAAGCUACGCCGCGAGCUUGAUGCUCAGUCUUCGAAUGUGGCAAGUAUUCUGAGCCGAAGAAUGAUCGGGGAAGUACCUGCACUCAAAUUCUUCGAUGAAGGAGAGCCACCUCCUGUCGACCAAAAUCCACACGAACCAAAUUCGUUUGCUGCUCCAGUAUCACGCGCUAGAUCAAGUGACACUGACGACGAGGAAGACUCAUCAUCGCCCGGUGCGAUUAAGCCUCAGGCUCGAACAGUUGGUGAUAUGAUGGCAUCUUCGUCUCUCAAGGACGGUGGUUUAAGGUCACCACUACGACGAGCAACGCCUCGAGGUGUUUGCUACACCCUUGACUCCUCAGGUUGCCGUCGGAUUAAAAUGCAGUCAGGUGCUCCAAUUCAAAUGAUGAAAACAGGCAAGCACACGUCCCAAAAUCGCAAAAAGAGUGAGGAGAUCACGAUAGAACGAGCUACAAGCAAGAGUCUACGGCGCAAGUACGUGUUGGGCGUACAUUUGAGUCAGUACAGCAAAUUGUAGGUUAAUACUUAUCCUAUUUACGACAGGAUGAUCCGCCGUGUGAAGGUCAAACACCAGGCAAUCAGCAGACUCACAGACGAAUUCGCACAGUCAAAAAGUGCCUUGACAGCAAAGCUGGGAUCCCAAUUGGCACUUCGUCAGGCUGAGGGGGAGCGAAUGUUCGGUAAACGGUUAUCGCUGCACCUUUCCAACAAUGCUAAGCUACCUCCACACAUGACAUCCAAAGAGUUAACUCUGGCCAGACUUCGAUUCAAGAAAGCGAAUCUACAGGCUUGUUGUCAGACGUUGUCAGUGCUUGGUGCCGCGCUGCAUCACAUUGAGACAGCAGGCGAAGUCAGCGGGCGUGAAAUAUCCACGGGAGAGCAACGAUUUCUUGAACUCCUACGCUGUGCUGUUGAAGGUGAUCACGCGUUGACACCGCUUCUUAUCGAUGGAAUACGAGGACAAUUUAGCCCUGAACAACGACAGAAACCUCUCGUCGCGGGUCUUCUCGGAUUGCUGGCACUUCCUACCGAUAAAUGAAAAAUCCAAGAGAAAAUCUGAUGACCAUGUAAAAUUUUUACCGAAAAAGGUUAAUUCGCUUGC
This is a messenger RNA of Phytophthora nicotianae INRA-310, 2513 nucleotides long. RefSeq lists its product as hypothetical. The transcript has 5 exons. Lineage: Eukaryota; Oomycota; Peronosporomycetes; Peronosporales; Peronosporaceae. The record is from RefSeq and is a predicted model, not a curated record. The coding region runs from base 456 to 1928 and encodes 490 amino acids.